Messenger RNA from Dendroctonus ponderosae (mountain pine beetle), 626 nucleotides. Its product is annotated as odorant receptor 85b. Lineage: Eukaryota; Metazoa; Arthropoda; Insecta; Coleoptera; Curculionidae. The record is from RefSeq and is a predicted model, not a curated record. Gene Ontology annotation, cellular component: plasma membrane. Gene Ontology annotation, biological process: sensory perception of smell; detection of chemical stimulus involved in sensory perception of smell. The coding region runs from base 80 to 385 and encodes 101 amino acids. Gene Ontology annotation, molecular function: olfactory receptor activity; odorant binding. The transcript has 4 exons.
ACUGAACGGAGCUGCGAGGAAGGUGUGCGGUCAACUGUCCUUUGUCGCCUCAAUUGUCUUCAGUUGCAUUGGGACUCAAAUGCUUAAAGAAUACUCCAUCCAUCCGAUGCUCCAUUUAAUAGGUUAUGCGAUGGCAGUGUUUUUAGUGUGCCAAAAUGGGCAAAAGAUCCGAGACCAAACUUACGAUAUUCAGGACGCUGUCUACAAAGCCAGAUGGUACGACAAUAUCACGUCAACUACCAAAGACUCGCAGCUUAUUAUGUUGCGAUGCCAAAAGCCACUUUGCAUGGAUGCCAUUCCUUUUGGAAUCUUCAAUUUCAGCCUUCUGCUAGUGAUUAUUAAAACAUCGUAUUCCUACCUUACUCUGAUCAAUAAGACAUCCUAGAUUGAUAGGAGUGCAGCAAAUUCGCUUGAUAGUAAAAGCUGCUCCUAAUACCUGUUCAGAAUAGCUCACAAUGUGACUUGAGGAACAAGCUGACUAGGGAAAGCACAGUUUUCAGUAAAUAUAUGCACCGAACUUGAGCAGCAACCUUUCUACAUCCAUUAUCAACUCAGUUAUUUGCAACUUAAUAGAACCAGCACAGUACUUUGUUAUAUUUUCUCUUAAUAAAUUUAAGUUAUGACUA